GUUUACAUCGAAGACCAAAAUAUGACACUUAAAAAACAUACAUGCUUCAUAUUUGCUUCGAAGACGCCUUUUUUUUAUAUAUAAACACAAGUCCAUUGAGCAACAAUUUUAGUUGUGGUCGGUAAAUUUCCAUUACUAUCUGAAAUUUGCAAGUUUCGUCAUCUGCAAAACUUCCCAACUCAAUUAUCUGAAAAAUGAGCGACUGAGCUAUGAACAAGCUCAAACCUCACUUCUUCACCACUCCAAAACCACGAGUACCACCACCUGAGCCUAUAAUCACCACCACAACAAAGUCAUUCAAUGCUAUAAUCAACCGCCUAUCGUCGGAAGGCGCACACUCCGACGUCCUCCAAUCCUACUCCUCCAUGUUCAAACACAAUACCCCUCCGGACGCCUACACAUUCCCUAGUGUCCUCAAAGCUUGUACUUCCUUAAACCUGCACUCUCACGGCCUUUGUUUUCAUCAACACAUCAUCGUUUAUGGGUACUCUUCCGAUGCAUAUAUAGCUUCUUCUCUAAUCGACUUCUAUGCCAAAUUCGGGCACACCCAUCAUGCUCGUCAGGUGUUUGAGAUGAUGUCUGAAAGAAAUAUUGUUCCGUGGACUGCUGUGAUCGGCUGUUAUUCAAGAGUAGGUGACAUCAAUACAGCCUUUUGGAUGGUUAAUCGGAUGCGACAUGAAGGAACUCAACCUAGUUCAGUUACCAUGUUAAGCUUGCUCUAUGGAGUUUCGGAGGAUACCCAAGUGCAAUGUUUGCAUGCUUUAACAAUACAGUAUGGUUUCGGGUUUAACACCGCUUUGGUGAAUUCUGUGUUGAAUGUGUACUGUAAAUGCGGAAGGAUUGAGGAUGCAAGGGACUUAUUUGAAUUGAUGGAUACAAGAGAUAUUGUUUCAUGGAAUUCUUUGAUUUCAGGUUACGCACAGGUUGGGGAUGGUAGAGAAAUAUUGCAGCUUUUACAUAGAAUGAGAGUUGAAAGAAUGGAGCCUGAUCAGCAAACAUUUGGGUCAUUGGUGUCUGCAAGUGCAAGAGAGAGUAAUCUUGAAAUGGGAAAGUUGGUGCAUGGGCAGAUAUUAACUUCUGGAUUUGAUUUGGAUUCACAUGUUGAAACUUCUCUUAUAGUAAUGUAUUUAAAAUGUGGAAACUUAGAUGAUGCAUACCGGAUAUUUGAACGCACUCUAGUUAAAGAUGUGAUCUUAUGGACGGCAAUGAUCUCAGGUCUUGCGCAGAAUGAAUGUGCAGACAAGGCAUUGACAGUGUUUCGAUGGAUGUUAAUUUCAAGAGUGAUGCCAUCUACCGCCACCAUAGCUAGCGUGCUUUCAGCUUGUGCUCAAUUGGGCUCUUUCUUUCUGGGAUCGUCAAUUCAUGGCUACAUCUUACGACAGCGAAUGGCUGUGGACAUUCCUACCCAAAACGCUCUUGUCACCAUGUAUGCAAAGUGUGGUCACUUGGAUCAAAGUUGUGCUGCUUUUGAUAUGAUGGAAGAAAGAGACGUAGUUUCAUGGAAUGCAGUUGUUUCUGGGUAUGCACAGAAUGGCCAUUUAUUUAAGGCCUUUUAUUUAUUUAAUAAAAUGAUGACAAGCCUUCAAAAACCAGAUUCAAUUACUGUUGUCUCGCUUCUUCAAGCUUGUGCCUCCAUAGGGGCACUCCAGCAGGGGAAGUGGAUUCACAAUUUUGUCACUAGGAGCUGCCUUAGACCAUGCAUCUUGAUUGACACAGCUUUGGUUGAUAUGUACUCUAAAUGUGGAGACUUGGACACUGCUAGAAAGUGUUUUGACAGGAUGUCACAGUAUGAUCUGAUCUCAUGGAGCACAAUAAUUGCUGGAUAUGGUAGUCAUGGCAAAGGGCAGAUUGCUUUGGAAAUGUACUUUGAAUUUUUGCACACCGGGCUUGAACCAAACCACGUCAUUUUACUAUCUGUUCUCUCUGCCUGUAGCCAUAACGGGUUGGUCAACCAGGGUUUGAGUUUGUUCCAUUCUAUGACCAAGGAUUUUGGCAUUGAACCAAAACUUGAGCACCGUGCUUGUAUUGUUGACCUUUUCAGUCGAGCAGGUAGGGUAGAAGAUGCAUAUGACUUCUACAAGAGGAUGUUCCCAGAACCGGCAGUGGAUGUUUUGGGCAUACUCCUUGAUGCUUGUCGGGCCAGUGGUAACGUGAAACUUGGGGACAUUAUUGCCAGAGAUAUUUGCAUGUUGAAGCCUGUGGAUGCAGGAAACUACUUGCAACUGGCACACAGCUACGCUUCAAUGGCCAGAUGGGAUAGUGUGGGUGAGGCAUGGAUCCAGAUGAGGUCUCUUGGACUGAAAAAGCUCCCUGGUUGGAGUUUUAUUGAACUACAUGGGACAAUUACAACAUUUUUCAUGGAUCAGAGUUCACAUCCUCAAUAUGACGACAUAUUGUUUGUGUUGAAAUUGUUGAGCAAAGAAACAAAGAAUUUUGGUAUAAACUCCAUAAUCAGCCAAUUUCACAUUAUAUAAUGCUGAAAAGAAGAGCUGAUUCUCACAAAAAAAGAAUCCAUAUGCUCAGGUUAAAUGGAUUAAAAAGAAAUCUCUACUGCUUUGGAGGAGACUACUGAUGAAAGAGGCAUAUUGUUCCUGAGGUGAAUGUUCCUGGAAUCUAUACAGUCAGUGUGUCUGGGAUACUUCUCGCUACCUGUGAAGCUUGCUAGUCUGGAAACCUCGUGCAGAAGUUUUGCACAUCAUGCGGCAAUCUUCCACAUGCUGAGGUUAAAACAUGGCUGAAGAAAAUUUCCUGGUCAGAUUUUUUAUUGAACUAUGUAGUGGAUGGAGCCAAUUACAGCAAUCUUUGGAGUUACCGUAUUGCUUCAUGAAUGCAAAAAAAAUUGUUAAAGUCGUGAAAUUUAUGGAGUCUUAACCCCAAACCCUGCAAGCAAGCUACAGUUGCAAGGAUAAACUUCAGAUAGAGGAUUUGAAAAAAAGCCACUAGCUCUGAUAAAAUGCUGUUGGUAAAGGAAACCUUUUGGCUUAUUCAUAAGGAUAUUCCCAAACUCAUAGGCAAUGUUAUUGGAAUACUCAAAAAGGGAUCUCAUCUCCAGAUUGGGAGACUGAAAAUUCUAAGCAAGUGGAACAUAAGUUCCCUGUUUUGUUAUGUCAGAAGUGUAUGAAAACUUAAUUUGGGAGCAAUUAGGGAAUGGUAACUCUGGUAAUUCCCAUCUUAAUUUCUUCAGAUUGUAUGAAGCAUGGACAAAGAAUUAGAGGAAAGUUCUACAGUUUUGUUAGCUAUGGGAAUUGAAGUUGCAAAAACUGAAAUUCUGGAAAACAAGCAGCGUGCUGACAUGGCUUUAUCAGAGACCCAAAAGAUGGCAUUUGCAACUCAGAGAUGGGAACCCGUGAAGAGGCAAGGAAAACUGCCAAUGCAGCAUGAGAACGCGGUAGGAAGGACUGAUAGAACGCAGUUCUGCAAUUAAUGCAAUUUGGAAGCUCAGGACUCACCAGAAAGGACUGAUAGAAGCUCCGGCUUCCUUUCUAAGGCUUCUGUUCCAUGAUUGCCAAGUUCAGGGAUGUGAUGCAUCAAUCC
Molecule: messenger RNA, 3534 nt
Organism: Cornus florida
Lineage: Eukaryota; Viridiplantae; Streptophyta; Magnoliopsida; Cornales; Cornaceae
Product: pentatricopeptide repeat-containing protein At4g04370
Exons: 4
Coding region: 210-2474 (754 amino acids)
Biological process (GO): RNA modification
Molecular function (GO): RNA binding; protein binding
Source: RefSeq, a predicted model, not a curated record